AUGCGAGUACUGCAAAUUUUCUUGGCGCUAUGCGUGUUGAAAGUAUACGCUUUGUCACCCGCAAUCGGGAGAAGCAAGAAACAGAAUCACUAUAUCAUCGAUGGGAAUAAUCUCUUGCAUUCCAAAGGCGUUCCAAGACAGGCUGAUGUAUUGACAGAGAAACUCAAGCCAAUAGCAACUCUCGAGCCUGUUAUCUUAGUUUUCGAUGGACGGCCUGGUCUAGAAAGGUCUGAAACUGAAGAAGGAAACUUCAGGCGUGUUCAGUUGGGGGAAGGAAUGUCCUCCGAUGAUUUCAUUCUGGAAGAGAUUGUAGCAAUUGCUUCAGAAUCGAAAGAAAACCGUGUGAAGCUAGUAACAGCAGACAAGCGCCUACGAACCAAGGCAUUACAAAAGGGCCAAACUGUGAAGACGGUCGUAAAUCCAGUCACUUUCUGGAAGAAGUACCGACCGAGGAUGGGUGGCUUGAAAUAG
Messenger RNA from Cylindrotheca closterium, 471 nucleotides. The record is from the annotation of a GenBank genome assembly. Lineage: Eukaryota; Bacillariophyta; Bacillariophyceae; Bacillariales; Bacillariaceae.